UCGGUUUCCAGGCUCCGUCCUGCAGCCGCGGGGCAGGUCCUGCCGGCAGCGCUCGGGGAAAUGUCAGAGCGGGGCUUUGGUCCCUCUGGCUGCAGAGAGAAGGGAGAUUCUCGGGGCUCUCCCCGCCCCGGCAGCCCCGUGUGUGCGCGCCGGCCGCAUGAUGCAACCAAGGCUGCGGUUAGAACGCGGAGGCUGCUCCGGAGUGCGAGGCUCUGCCCGGCAGCGGCCCGCACGGUGAGGGCCUGAGCUGCUCGCCAGCUCCGACCGAAGAGCGCCCGGCAGCUGCGGGAAGGUGCUGGGUGCCAGAGCGGCGGGGCCGUUGCCGAAAAACAAGUGUUUGGUCGGUGAACGUUAAACAUGGUUUAAGGUUCUUCUUCAGGCUGGUGGCUCUGUGUUCAGUGGUGCCUGUGCAUGAAGAGAAGUUUGUUCUAUGGCCUCAGAGUUGGGAGCCAAGGAGGAUGGCAGCUGCUCAGAGCUGGCAAAACCCCUUUAUCUGCAAUAUCUGGAGAAAGCUCUGCAACUGGAUCAGUUUUUACGACAGACCUCUGCCAUCUUUAACAGGAGUAUAUCCAGUGAUGAAAGUGAAGAUGGACUGGAUGACAAUCCCUUGCUGCCUCAAUCUGGGGAUCCCCUGAUGCAAGUUAAGGAAGAGCUUCCAAACUCUUUACUUGGGGAAUCUUCUGGAGCAGGGAAUUCUGGAAUGCUGAACACACAUUCCCUAAAUGGAGUACUGCAGCCAGAACCAAAGUCUGAAAAAGGGAGCUUGUAUAACUUCUCCAAACUGAAGAAGAGCAGAAAGUGGCUGAAGAGUAUCCUUCUGAGUGAUGACUCCAGUGACACAGAUUCACCAAGUGAUGAGGAUGGAGAGGAGGAGGAAGAAUUUUCUCUUUCAAGGGAGGAGCUUCACAAUAUGCUGCGAUUACACAAAUACAAAAAACUUCAUCAGAGUAAAUUCAGCAAAGACAAAGAGCUGCAGCAGUAUCAGUACUACAGUGCAGGGCUGCUGUCUACACAUGAUCCCUACUAUGAGCAGCAGCGUCACCUGCUAGGGCCCAAGAAAAAGAAGUUUAAAGAAGAGAAAAAAUUAAAAGGCAAGCUGAAAAAAGUAAAGAAAAAGAGGAGACGGGAUGAGGAACUCUCUUCAGAGGAGUCACCACGGCACCACCAUCAUCAGACCAAAGUUUUUGCCAAGUUUUCUCAUGAUACACCACCACCUGGGGCCAAGAAAAAGCACCUGACUAUUGAGCAACUCAAUGCACGUCGUCGGAAAGUGUGGCUCAGCAUUGUUAAAAAAGAGUUGCCAAAGGCUUACAAACAAAAAGCCUCAGCUCGCAACCUUUUCCUAACCAACAGCAAAAAGCUUGCCCAUCAGUGCAUGAGGGAGGUACGACGAGCUGCUAUCCAGGCCCAGAAAAACUGUAAGGAAACUCUCCCCCGAGCACGCCGUCUGACCAAGGAGAUGCUUCUGUACUGGAAAAAGUAUGAAAAAGUGGAAAAAGAACAUCGCAAACGAGCUGAGAAAGAGGCUCUUGAGCAGCGCAAGCUGGAUGAAGAGAUGAGAGAGGCAAAGAGGCAGCAGCGAAAACUUAAUUUCUUGAUCACCCAGACUGAGUUAUAUGCCCAUUUCAUGAGUCGGAAACGAGACAUUGGACAUGAUGGGAUACAGGAGGAAAUCCUACGUAAACUGGAAGACAGCUCUACUCAAAGGCAGAUUGAUAUUGGUGGAGGAGUAGUGGUCAACAUCACCCAAGAAGAUUAUGAUAGUAACUAUUACAAGGCCCAAGCUCUGAAGAAUGCUGAGGAUGCUUACCAGAUCCAUCAGGCUCGGACCAGAUCAUUUGAUGAAGAUGCAAAGGAGAGUCGUGCAGCUGCUUUAAGGGCUGCAAACAAGUCUGGGACUGGCUUUGGGGAGAGCUACAGUUUAGCAAACCCAUCUAUCCGUGCAGGAGAAGAUAUUCCACAGCCUACUAUUUUCAAUGGAAAACUGAAAGGUUACCAACUGAAAGGCAUGAAUUGGCUGGCCAACCUAUAUGAGCAGGGCAUCAAUGGAAUCCUGGCAGAUGAAAUGGGUCUGGGUAAAACAGUACAAAGUAUUGCUCUCCUUGCACAUUUGGCUGAGAGAGAGAACAUCUGGGGACCUUUUUUAAUAAUUUCGCCUGCUUCUACUCUUAAUAACUGGCACCAGGAGUUUGCCAGAUUUGUACCUAAAUUUAAGGUGCUACCUUACUGGGGAAACCCACAUGAUAGAAAGGUGAUCAGGAAGUUCUGGAGUCAGAAGACAUUGUAUACUCAGGAUGCUCCUUUCCAUGUGGUGAUCACCAGUUAUCAGCUAGUAGUACAGGAUGUGAAGUAUUUCCAGCGAGUGAAGUGGCAAUACAUGGUGCUGGAUGAAGCACAAGCACUCAAGAGUAGCUCCAGUGUUCGUUGGAAGAUUCUACUACAGUUCCAGUGUCGAAAUAGAUUGUUGCUGACUGGGACCCCAAUCCAGAAUACAAUGGCUGAGCUUUGGGCUCUGCUGCAUUUUAUCAUGCCAACACUGUUUGAUUCCCAUGAAGAGUUCAAUGAGUGGUUUUCUAAGGACAUAGAGAGCCAUGCAGAGAACAAAUCUGCCAUUGAUGAGAAUCAGCUGUCACGCUUGCACAUGAUCUUGAAGCCUUUCAUGUUGAGAAGAAUCAAGAAGGAUGUUGAAAAUGAGCUGUCAGACAAGAUUGAAAUUCUUAUGUACUGCCAGCAGACAAGUCGACAGAAGCUGUUGUACCAAGCUCUAAAAAACAAAAUCUCUAUAGAUGACCUCCUGCAGUCCUCAAUGGGCACUACUCAGCAAGCACAGACCACCACUAGUAGUCUCAUGAAUCUAGUCAUGCAGUUCAGGAAGGUGUGCAACCAUCCAGAGCUGUUUGAGCGACAAGAAACUUGGUCUCCAUUUCACAUCUCCCUAAAGCCAUACCAGAUCUCAAAGUUCAUCUAUCGUCACGGGCAGAUCAGGGUCUUUAACCACUCCCGGGACAGGUGGUUACGGAUUUUACUUUCCCCUUUUGCACCAGACCACAUCCAGCAGUCUCUCUUCCAUAGGAAGGGCAUCAAUGAAGAAAGCUGUUUCUCUUUCCUCCGGUUUAUUGAUGUCUCUCCAGCAGAAAUGGCAAACCUCAUGAAUCAGGGACAUUUAGCCAGAUGGUUAGCUCUUUUCCUGUCUCUGAAGGCAUCCUACAGGCUCCAUCACAGGCGUUUCUGGGUGGAAACAGAAGGGGAGAAGCAGCAGGAGUCAUGUCUGAGGAACAGGGAUUUCUUGCUUGAUGUAAAUUUCCCACUGUCUUUCCCUAACUUGCACAGCUGCACUUUGCUUCAGAACCUUGUGUUCAGUAGCCACUGUAAAGCAGUUACUGGCCAUUCAGAUCAUGUCAUACAUAGAAGGAGAUCAGCUACCUCAUGUGUACGGUGCUGCCAGGUGACUGAGCUGCCAUCCUUCCUGUGCAUUGCCAGCCCACGGGUAACAGCUGUGCCACUGGAAUUCUACUGCAACGACCGGAGUGCAGAAUACGAGCGCAGGGCACUGAAGGAGGGAGGAAGCCUUGAAGCAAAGCAGUGUGUGCUCAAUGGAGCCCCUGAGCUAGCAGCUGCCUGGCUGAAGCAAAGCUCCCAGUUCUUUCCAGAGUCUCCAGGAGGGCUGUUAGGGAUCAGGCCUCAGAAUGGAUGGUCUUUUAUCAGGAUACCUGACAAAGAGAGCCUGAUAACUGACAGUGGAAAACUUCAUGCUCUUGAUCUUCUGUUGACAAGACUGAAAUCUCAAGGACACAGAGUUCUCAUCUACUCGCAGAUGACCCGGAUGAUUGACUUGCUAGAGGAAUACAUGGUUUAUAGGAAACAUACCUACAUGAGAUUGGAUGGUUCCUCAAAGAUCUCUGAACGAAGGGACAUGGUAGCAGAUUUUCAGAACAGGAAUGAUAUUUUUGUGUUCCUGUUAAGCACAAGAGCUGGAGGCUUGGGCAUUAACCUUACAGCUGCAGAUACGGUCAUUUUCUAUGACAGUGAUUGGAACCCAACAGUAGACCAGCAAGCCAUGGACAGGGCACACAGGCUGGGCCAGACAAAACAAGUCACUGUGUACAGGCUGAUCUGCAAGGGCACCAUUGAGGAGCGCAUUCUGCAAAGGGCUAAGGAAAAAAGUGAGAUCCAACGAAUGGUGAUUUCAGGUGGCAAUUUCAAACCAGACACCUUGAAGCCAAAGGAGGUGGUCAGCCUUCUGCUGGAUGAUGAGGAACUAGAAAAGAAAUUGCGUCAGCGGCAAGAGGAGAAGCGACAGCAGGAAGAAACGAAUCGCGUAAAGGAGCGAAAACGUAAAAGAGAAAAAUAUGCUGAAAAGAAGAAAAAGGAAGAUGAAUUGGAUGGGAAGAGAAAGAAAGAGGGCAUGAACCUUGUCAUCCCAUUUGUUCCCUCAGCUGAUAACUCCAACCUGUCUGCUGAUGGGGAUGACUCCUUCAUUAGUGUAGACUCUGCCAUGCCCAGCCCUUUCAGUGAGAUAUCCAUUAGCAGUGAAUUACAUAUGGGCUCUAUCCCUCCUGAUGAGAGCAGCAGUGAUAUGCUUGUGAUUGUGGAUGAUCCAGCUUCCUCAGCACCUCAGUCAAGGGCAACAAACUCUCCUGCUUCCAUUACUGGCUCAGUUUCAGAUACCAUGAAUGGUGUUUCAAUGCAAGAUACACCUCUCAGUGGCAGAGGCCAGUCGGGCCGAAGCCGGGGUCGUCCCAAAGGCUCAGGAAGUGGAUCCAAAGGUGGCACUGGGAAAGGCAGGAGCAGGAAGUCCAUAGCAGGAAGUGCAGCUGCAAUGGCAGGGGCCAAGGCAGGGGCAGCAGCAGCCUCUGCAGCGGCAUAUGCAGCAUACGGGUACAAUGUCACUAAAGGCAUGUCUGCAAGCAGCCCUCUACAAACAGCAAUCAUUCGACCUUCUGGACUUGCAGAUUUUGGACCUUCAAGCGCCUCUUCUCCCUUGAGCUCCCCUUUGAGUAAAGGAAACAGUGUUUGUGGGACCCCCAAAAGCUUACACCUGACCAGCAGUCUUGUAUCAGAAGCUCCAAUUAGGAAGCAAAGCAAAGGUGCCCACACUUCAGGUGGUCGGUAGUAAUUUUGAGCUCCCAAAGCUUGAACUGUGUUGGCUUUCAGAGUAGACCACCCUGCCAGUUGUUGAAGGCAUGGAAAUGAAUGCCCAUUUGCUCUCCAGGACAUGUGUGAAAAGAAAAUCAAAGCACAAUGGGAGUGAGUGGUUUAUGUGAGCACUUUGAUUAUGUGUAUUCCAAAAAAUUAUCUUUGCAGACACUGCGAGAAGGAAGGAAAGGAGUCUGGGGUAACAGGGAGGUUGUCAGCUUGUGUUUUCUUGACUCAUCUGACAGAUUCCCAAGAAAGCAUCCAGCUACUCCAUUACCUACUGCAGCUAAUCCUGCAGCUGUGUGUGCUUGAAGUCACUGUUAGUUUUAUCCUAUGAAAUCAGUAUCUGAACCACAGGAGUGUCCUGUAGAGUCAGAAGAUGUUUUUGUACUGUCAGCUGGUGAGGGGUAGUUGGAAGCUAAGUUGAAAGUGUUAUGUGAUCAAAAAAGAAAAAAAAAAACUUGGAUUCUUCAAGUGUGGGCCUCUGUGUUCUCUGAAAGCUCAAAAAGCAGAGGAAGCUGUCUCAGGUGGUUUCCAGGGAAUGGACACUUCAGCACCAUCUGUCAGGAACAGGUUGAGAGCUGCAGAAUACAGAGCAUGCGGCAGGCCUGCUAGGGGCAGUGGCAGAAACCACAAGCCAGUGGUUUGGUUUGCAUUUCAGAGUUCUCAUCAGCAUGUACACUUGCUGUGUUUAGAAUGUUUUUUUCUCUCACUUGUGAGGUUUGCAGAACUCUUACAAGUUUAGAAACAAAGUAAGGCUUUAUGUGUACAAGCUGAAUUGCUGAGUUUGCUACUGCUCCUCUUACUGUGCCAUAGCAGUGUGUGGUUCUGCAGUUUGCAUUGCUGGGAGGGGAGCAAUGAAAACCAGUCCUGAGAGAGAGAAAUGUUCCAUUCCCCCUUCAGCAAAUCCUGGGGAAAAGAAUUCUCAUAUCCCAGCCAUCCAUUGACAGUUCUUCCAGUGUGUUUUCCCUUCUUUUUGUCUGAUCAUCAUCCAUAGUAGCUUGGUGGAGUUCACUGUGGUGUGUGGGUACCAGUAGGAGUGUCCCCUAAGACUGAUAGAAGGCAACACUGCCCCAUCUGUGUUCUCCUUCCCUGUUCUCCAUGCACAACCCCCCUGUAGCCCUUUGCUUUGCUGUAAGCAUUGUCUGCAUUGCACUGAGAUUUAAGUGUGGGGCACUACUUCUGCCUGACACACUGAGUUAAAAGGCUGUUUUGCCAGGGCACUUUCAUCCCUUGAGAGAAAAGCAAGAUGAAUUGCAGGUCUGGACUGUGACAGCAGAAGAUGACUUUUUUUUUUAAAUAUUAUUAUUAUAAUUAUUAUAAUUUUUUUCCAACCCCAAAUCCUUUGCCUGGCGUCCUACAGUGUGGAGCGAGUGCUUCCUGUUGGCUCUGCCUCUAAUUUGCACACCUGAAAAAUAACAGAACUGAGCUUAGUUAGAUUGAUUUUUAAACAGAUUUGCAGGGGAUAAUUAUGGGGGAGGUGAUGUUUAAUAAAUUCAUGAAGACCUCCCUCUGCCCCUCCUAUUCACAUGUAUAUAUGAUAUUUAGAGGGAAUCAGACAAAUGCCAAGCCUUUUUUUCUCUUUGAAUGUGCUGUCUAUUUUUAUAACUGAACUUGUACAUAUGUAUAAAGAGAGACACAUCUUUCUUUUACUAACUGGAGAAGAAAAUCUUAAAUAAAAUGGAGUGAGAUAAUUUUAUGUAAA
Calypte anna (Anna's hummingbird) is the source of this 6841-nucleotide messenger RNA. It is a transcript of the gene INO80, whose product is annotated as INO80 complex ATPase subunit. Gene Ontology annotation, molecular function: ATP binding; ATP-dependent chromatin remodeler activity; histone binding. Gene Ontology annotation, cellular component: Ino80 complex; nucleus. The transcript has 36 exons. Lineage: Eukaryota; Metazoa; Chordata; Aves; Apodiformes; Trochilidae. Gene Ontology annotation, biological process: chromatin remodeling; DNA-templated transcription; DNA repair. The coding region runs from base 431 to 5113 and encodes 1560 amino acids. The record is from RefSeq and is a predicted model, not a curated record.